GUCAUAUUUUGACAAUUUAUGUUGCUCUUUAGGAGUUCACACUUUUCUGAGUUUUUAUUGGACAUAUUUAUGUAAGAAAUGGAUUCAGGAUUAGGUGAUAAUCACAAAUCUCCACGAUUUAAGGAUGAGAAUAAAGAAGAAAUUCAUUACAGAGAAAUUAAUGAAACAUUUGAACCACCCAAAGAAGAGCAGACAGAGUGCUCUUUAAAUGAUAAUUUGGUAACUCCGGAGAUGAUUGAAGAUAACGAAAUGAAGUUGAAAGAGAGAAUAGCACAAUGUCGAAAUGUUAUAGAGUCUUUGAAACUUGAACUAAACAAAGAAAAAUCUAAAUUAGAAAAGGAAACUAAAAAUUCUCAGGGAACUCCAAUGUCUCAAUAUAACGCCACAACUCAGCAAGACAAGAUAAACACAGAGUUUAUGUUAAGCGAUAUGUUCUCUUCUAACAUGUACAGUGCUAGUGUUGACAAUAGGCUUAAUUACGACGAAAGCCUUGUUGAAUACGAAAAACAACUACAGAGAUAUCAAAAUACUUUAAACAUGGCCCAAAUGGAGAAAAAAAACGCUAUUAGAAAACAGAUGCUUGCAAAAGCGUUCAGACUAAAACUACUAGAGGUAGAAAAUCAAUGCAAUAUUGAAUUGCUUCGGGUGAAGCAGAGCUUACAAUGCUUAGAACCGUUGCAAAUGAUCGCUAAUAAAUGGAAAACUUCUACUAAUGAAGCCACUAACGAUGAAAAUAAUUUCGAGUUAAUGCCAAGAUUUCCCGAAUUGAACGCUAUCUCUGGAAGUGAUUUAUUGGAUGCAUCCAAAGACGAUUAUGAUACAAAAGCUUCUCUUGAGAACUUAGGAAAUUGUGGAGCGGAACAAUCCUUCCUUGAAUAAUACAUUUAAAAGUGACGCUUGCCUUUUGAUUUCUAUGAGAACAUAAAUAUUAUAUUUAGAAAAA
Chilo suppressalis (striped riceborer) is the source of this 943-nucleotide messenger RNA. The record is from the annotation of a GenBank genome assembly. NCBI's taxonomy places the organism in Eukaryota, Metazoa, Arthropoda, Insecta, Lepidoptera, Crambidae.